AUGGAGUCGAAUUAUACUGGUAUGGAUGGUAACUGGGCUUUGAAUGGGACAGUUAGCGUUGGAAAUGGUACCUUAAUUUCAGUUGAUGAAUUCCUACACAAUGCCUUACCAAUGCAUCUACAGGCGUUGUUUCAAGAUGGUAACUCUCAAGGGCCUCUUCUAACUAUGGAAGAUUUGGAGAAGGCCAUUGAAUUCAAAAGAGCAAGUCAAGAAUUGGUAAACGACAAUGUUUUAGCACCAGAUGGAUUAUUCGUGGAAUUGCUACGACAACAAGAGAAAACUCUACCUCGAUUGAUUAGUGCUACAUCCAACACACAAGGAUCAUUUUCCUCUUGGUCAUUUGCACAAGGUUUAAUAGUUGGCCAAGUAAGCGUCGUUCUCGUGCUGAUCUUCUUCAUUAAAUUCUUCAUCUUUAGUGAUUCAUCUACUAAGACAAAUCCAAAUCCUGCUAAGAAUUCUUCAUCUACUAAUUCAUUAUCAGGAUUGUCAUCAGAGUCUCGUUCCUUUAUUUCACCUCAUUUCUUUACAUCGAUAAUGAAUAGAAAGGGUAAUGAACAAGCUGAAUCUAACGAUGAUGAAAACGAAAGAUCGCGUCAAAUUGAUGAUAUUUUAGAGAAAACUUAUUAUAACGUCGAUACUCAUCCUGCCGAAUCCCUAGAUUGGUUCAACGUUUUAAUUGGGCAAACUAUACAGCAAUUAAGAGAGGAAGCAUGGAAAAAGGAUAAUAUAGUAUAUUCAUUGAAUGCAUUCAUUGAAAGAAAGGCUCAGGAACUACCUAGUUACUUGGAUAGUAUAAAAAUUACAGAAUUAGACAUUGGUCAUGAUUUCCCAAUUUUUUCUAACUGCAGAAUUCAGUAUUCACCAAACUCCAAUGGUAGAAAAUUGGAAGCAAAAAUAGAUAUUGAUUUGAAUGAUCGUUUGGCUGUUGGUAUAGAGACUAGGCUAUUGCUCAAUUAUCCCAAGCCUUUAACGGCAUCCUUGCCGAUUAAUGUCACCGUGUCCAUCAUAAGAUUUCAGGCAUGCCUAACGGUUUCUCUUACUAAAGCUGAAGAAUUCGUUCCAACUUCACCAGAAAGUGUAGAUGAAGAUGAUAAUGAUGGUUACUUUUUAAUGUUUUCCUUUGCACCUGAGUAUAGAAUGGAAUUCGAGACCCAAUCCCUAAUUGGCGCCAGAUCUAAGUUGGAAAAUAUUCCCAAGAUAGGUAGUCUGGUUGAAUAUCAGAUUAAAAAAUGGUUCGUUGAAAGAUGUGUGGAACCCCGAUUUCAAUUUAUAAAACUGCCUAGUGUCUGGCCUCGUAGUAAAAAUACUAGAGAAGGUAAAGCGGAUGUAGAUGAAUCAGAACCAGGAAGAGAAACGCACUAUUAG
Messenger RNA from Zygosaccharomyces rouxii, 1365 nucleotides. RefSeq names its product ERMES complex subunit MMM1 (gene MMM1). Lineage: Eukaryota; Fungi; Ascomycota; Saccharomycetes; Saccharomycetales; Saccharomycetaceae. Gene Ontology annotation, molecular function: lipid binding. Bases 1 to 1365 code for a protein of 454 amino acids. Gene Ontology annotation, biological process: phospholipid transport; mitochondrion organization. Gene Ontology annotation, cellular component: ERMES complex; endoplasmic reticulum. The record is from RefSeq and is a predicted model, not a curated record. The transcript has a single exon.